Polyodon spathula (Mississippi paddlefish) is the source of this 1584-nucleotide messenger RNA. RefSeq names its product ras-related protein Rab-20-like. NCBI's taxonomy places the organism in Eukaryota, Metazoa, Chordata, Actinopteri, Acipenseriformes, Polyodontidae. The record is from RefSeq and is a predicted model, not a curated record. Gene Ontology annotation, cellular component: endomembrane system. The transcript is spliced from 2 exons. Gene Ontology annotation, molecular function: GTPase activity; GTP binding. Bases 324 to 1016 code for a protein of 230 amino acids. Gene Ontology annotation, biological process: intracellular protein transport.
GCUUCCUGUUUCGUCAUCAUUUCUGUGAAGUUGACUUCAAACUAGAGUCACGAGCAGACCCGAUACAAUCUUACUUUUUGCCACUUAGUCUAAUUAUAAGUCCUUGGUAAAAUAAUCGAAUUUGGCAUACGCUUGGCUUGAGACUAGUUGUAGAAUAUACAGACCAAAAAUAGUUAAGCCAGGGCGACCUUGCUUAUCUGUGACAAAAAACAACGCGUUUGUUUAAGAAACUCCUGGGAUAGCAUUUUUGAAGACUGAAAUUUGAAUGAUUGAGUGAUUGAGUAGAGGUCCUUGAAAAAUAGCUCACUGUAUGUGAAGUGAAGAUGAAGCCUGACGUAAAAAUGGUUCUGCUGGGGGACAUGAACGUGGGGAAAACGUCUUUGUUGCACAGGUACACCGAAAGGAAGUUUACAGAUACAAUUAGCACAAUCGGGGGCGCUUUCUUCUUGAAACAGUGGGGAUCGUAUAACAUUUCAAUAUGGGAUACCGCAGGACGAGAGCACUUCCAUGGCCUGGGCUCCAUGUAUUGCCGCGGAGCUGAUGCUGUGAUUCUCACUUACGACGUCACAAAUUGGCAGAGCUUAGCAGAACUGGAAGACAGGUUCUUGGCAGUGACUGACACUGCAAAGCCAGACUGUAUUUUUGCCAUCGUUGGAAAUAAAGCAGACCUGACGGAUGACUGUGCCUUGUUUAAAGAGGCAGGAGGAGACGAGCACCCCGUGCAGACUAUGGGCAGCCCCAGACUGCGGAAGCAAGUGCACAUGGAGGAUGCCGUUGCGCUGUACAAGAGGAUUCUGAAGUAUAAAAUGCUAGAGGAAAAAGACAGCUUCCCUGCAGAGAAGAUGUGCUUCGAGACCAGCGCCAAAACAGGGUACAAUGUCAACACACUGUUUGAAACCUUGUUUGACAUGAUGGUGCCCGUGAUUUUAAAGAACAGAAAUGACGGCUUCUCUCAGACUGUAGAUUUGACCGAAUACAAGGAUGGAAAAAGGACUAGGCCUGGCUGCUGUGUUUAAUUAAACAUGAAAUCACUUAAGUGGUGUUUAACGCUAGAGGUAUGACAAGUUUUUUUUCUGAAAAAAAUGCAAAAUGUACCAGUGAAUUAAAUUUUCUUAUUUAUUGUGAAAACCACAUGGUCAUUUGCAUAUUCUGUUGCUUUUAUUUCUGUUAAAUAAGUCUACAUUAAUGAUUGAGCCUUUUAAUGUAAUUCACAACUUUGAUUUAUGUACUACUCGCACACAAGGUAUGGUUAUAGCACUUUCAUUUCAUUUGCAGACAAGGCUGUAUUAACAAGGAAAGUUAAUAAAUGGGUCCUGUUUUUAGGAACCAUAGUACAUUUAUUACUGUACAUGAUUUUAUAAAUACACUAGGUCCAGUUUUUGUCUUUUCAACAUGUUACUAUUAUGUGGUUGGAUAUUUCAGAUGUGUUUAUAUAUAUAUAUAUAAUAUAAAAUUUACUGUGAAUCUAUUUUGUUUGUCUACAGUUUGUAUAUUUUCUCUGUUGUAAAAUAUGUAUGUAUGUGCACAUUCCACAGGACCUGCCAAUUUAAAAAUAAAAAAUAAUACUUAACAAUCAAGCCAUGU